AUGGGAACUUUCACCGUCAGCUACUUGGUUAAAACCGUCUUCAACCAGCACAAGUAUAAGAUCCCCUUUGUUAUUCUCACUGGCUAUGUUGGUAAGUUAUUUGUUCUUUAUUACCUCUUAUUCUUUAGGCUAUUGCUACGAGAAAUCCGGAGAGUACAAGGCUUCAAUGAUGAAGGGUCAAAGUCGUAUGUACGCUCAUCUACGUGAAGGCUUGCCGAAGGACGCGGACAUUUGGCGUUAUUAG
Messenger RNA from Bursaphelenchus xylophilus (pine wood nematode), 244 nucleotides. Lineage: Eukaryota; Metazoa; Nematoda; Chromadorea; Rhabditida; Aphelenchoididae. The record is from the annotation of a GenBank genome assembly.